AUGAUUAGAGCACCACAGGUCUUGGACUUGGACGAAGAGCCAGUGGACAUGUUGCUGCUGAAUUUGUCCAUGGAGACGCGCAAGGAGAAGAAGGCGUCGGAAGUAGGAUGCAGCAAGGUUAAGACGGUCUACAAGGAGCUGGACGAUGAAGAUAUAGCGGAUGAGAAGACAUGGGAUGAGUCUGCCGUAGCCGCCUCCGGGUUGCUAGAUGAUGAAGACGCCAAGUGCCCAACCAAGCGACAAAGGUCUGGAACCAAGAUGUGGAAACCGCGGACACCUCAGCAAGAGGACGAGGCCAAGAAAAGGUCAGAAAAGAAGAAAAAGGUCAAUACCAUAAAAGAAGCUAAAGCUAAAAAGAAGCUCAAUAUACACAACGCCCGACUAGCCAAGAAAACGGGUAGAGUAGUUGGUAAUUAUUCACCAACUGGCAAGAAAGUGGGUGACAAGUUUCAAUCCAAAUUUCUCGAUAAAAGAUCCCGCACACGAUCUUGA
Molecule: messenger RNA, 492 nt
Organism: Gregarina niphandrodes
Lineage: Eukaryota; Apicomplexa; Conoidasida; Eugregarinorida; Gregarinidae
Exons: 1
Coding region: 1-492 (163 amino acids)
Source: RefSeq, a predicted model, not a curated record